GCUAGAUUGAACGGAGAACACAUGUGUUAAAACUACUUUCUCCGUGCACACAGUGAAACUUCAGUACUGCACAGGCAGGAGGGAUGAGAAGGAUAGUUCACUUGCUCUCCUAGUUCUCUUAGUUCUUAUACUGAUAUUGGAUCCAGUAGCGAGGAAUGGGGGUUGAGGAGAUAGAAACUGGGGAACCGAGGCGAGCGGAGAGAAAAGCUAAAACAAAAGGAAUUCUCAAAAAUUCCGGAGAAACCAAGAAAUCUCGCAAACAUCAUUCCAACCAUGGAAAACAUGUGGAGAUCAACCUAGAGCAGUCGGAGAGAAAGCAUAGAUCCAGGAAGCAUCGGGACGAGAACCGCGACUUCGGGAUCUAUGAUACUCCGAAGGGAAGUACUGUCAAGUGGAAAGAGGAUUUGAAUGCCGCGUAUGAAAGAUCUCGACAGAGAAGUCUGGAAAGAUCUGUUUCUGCGGUCAACCGGACCAUUGUUACAGAUGAUGACGAGGCCUUCUACGAGAACCUCGUGUUCCUUGAGACUUCGAGGUCGAGUAGUGUACACGUGGAACAAGUGUACGAUGUGCCGCGUUCAAAUUCGGAAGCGCUUUAUUUCAAUCAGAAUUUCGAAGACGACCUGCAAACCUACGAUACACCGAAAACCGGGAAAUCAGAGAUUUUGGAACUAGAUUACUUCCAGAGUGAUUAUGAUGUCCCUAAGACCAGAGACCAUAUUCUUCCCCCAAUAGAAGAGGAGAACCCAGAUUAUGAUACAUUAAGAGGUAUAUCGGUGGGAGCAGAUCAGGAUAAUAUUUAUGAAAACCAAGAUUAUAGACAGAAUGAGACUGAACCUAUCUACAUGAACGAACUCAGUGAUGACAAAAGCUCUGGAUAUAGAAGUUCUCCGUCCUUGCAUAGUGAUGAUACCCAACCUUCCUCUCCGUCCAGCGGAGAUAUGUUUGGUAGUGUUGAGGACGUAUGUAUCAAGGAUACGGAGAACAUGAUGAACCUGAGAAAGAUAUUCUCGUCCAAGGAUAAGGAGUUUCCCGAAAGACAUGAUGUAGCAGUAGACACGUCAAACACCUUGGAGCGACAAUAUCAGGAGAUUAACAGAAACAAAAAUAGAAUUAAGGAGAAAGUGAAAGAAAAAGAUAAGUUUAAGGAGAGUGUAACGGAGAAAGUGAAAGAAAAAGAUAGAUUUAAGGAGAAUGUAACGGAGAAAGUGAAAGAAAGUAUCAAGCCCCUAAGAACAAUUGAGAAACAAACAAAUGAACACAUGCACAUUGAAUUUGAAGAAUUUGAUCCUGAGAACUCUCUGACCCGGAAUAUAAUUUCGACAGAAUACAAGAACGGAUUUAAGAAAGAAGAAAUAAAAAACAAGAAGAACGAACGUCAACAGAAAGGAUCCAGCAGUUUAUUCAACCUGAGACAAACUUUCAGCCGGAGUGAAUCAGAUCUAUUGAGACCAAGUGUGGAACCCGUCCGAAAGAGGAAUCCGUCCGUCUUCGACCUAAACUCUCCGAUCAACUCAACCCUGAAAAAGAGUACUCCCACCCGGACACAAACUGAAGAGAUGAAUGAAGAUAUUUCUCUUGCUCCGACCCAACCUAACCGAAGAAGGAAGGAUACCGUUGAUCAAAUAAAACUACGGUUUGAAAGUAUUGCAGCCGUGAAAAACUCCGAAGUUUUUGAAUCUCGGAAAUCUAUGAAAAAACCUGAAAAGAUGGAGUACCAAGAAUCAAUACCAAGUAUUCCUUCCGUCCCAGUUCAACCAGUGAAUACAGCAGCAGUGAGUAAGGAUGCUAAGGAUAGAGAUAGAUCGGUUGAUGUUUAUCAUGAAACUAUUCGACAAAGAACUGUCAAGGAAAAAACUCAAAUAUCUGCUGAUCUGUUUAAAUAUCAAUCAACCAAAACUACUCCAGUCCCAAAUCCCAAUCCUAUAUCAUCUAAACCUACUCCAGUCCCAGCUCUCAAUCCUGUAUCAAACAAACCUACUCCAGUCCCAACUCCAAAUCAUGUAUCCCCAGACACAGAUGAAACGGGUUUACCGUCAGUAAGAAAACUCCUUGCAAGGUUUGAGACAGGAAAACCCAGUUCAACCCCAGCUCCGGAGCGCACCAAAACCGCGUCCCGAGUUUCUACAGAAGAGAAACCUUCCAGGAUCCCACCCCAAUUCAAAAACCAGCAGGUUAGGACGGAAACGAGGAAGAUUGCUCCGACUGUAGGAGUAGAUAACCUUGAGAGUCCUCCUCUUGUUUACAAAACAGGGAAGCAGGAAACAAAUGCUCACAAGGAUGAUUCAAAAUGGGAUCCCGAAGUUUUUGUGAAAAGUUUAUACAACCUUCCUGCUCUAGAUGAACCCCACCUGAGCGGAGAUGAUGGUCCCGUCUCCCUGGACAGUUCCCAGUCCUGUCCCUCUAUAGAAGGGUACAUGGAGAAACUGCCUGCUGGUAGAAAACGUCCAACGCUAUGGAACAGUUGGAAAAAACAUUAUUUUGUUGCGAGGAAUGGAAUUCUUCAUAUUUACUCCAACAAGGCUCAGACGGAGCUACUUGAGAAGCUGGAACUGUUUGGAGGACAGGUCGACUUCAUGGAUUCAAGUAUGCUGGGGAUUGAGGAUAGAAAAGGACAAUAUGUUGUUGUACGAUGUGCUUCUCAUAUAGCAACCCAGGAAUGGGAAUCUGCACUUUCCUUCCAUACUCUGGAGAACUAUGCAAAGACAUUUAUCUCUCCUCAUCCUAUACCUAGAGAUAUUAAAACCAUGUCUAAUAUAAUAGUAGUUGAUCUAGGUGGAGCCUCUAUCCGAGCAGGAAUAUGCGGACCCACACCAUACCUACCUAGACUUUUCUUCCCAAGUUUAAUGGCCGUUAACCCUGCAUCUUCACAAGAGAAAUAUUUUGGAUUUGACGCCUUGAAACCUGAAAUUAGAUCUAAAUGUAACAUAUAUUCUCCACUGUUACCCUCCAAAAAUAUAGAUAAAUACUCUGUUGAUCUAGUUGCACUUUGUGGAUUCCUUCUCAAAGUUUUCCAGGAUCUUAGAGUUGAUCCAAAAAGAUCCGAACUUCAGCUCAGUGUUCCACGAAACUUUAAUGAUAAAACCAAGAUUGCGAUUGCAUCCCUGCUCUUUGACGAGUUUGAAGUUAAAUCUGUAAACAUGGGUCAUCAGUCGGUCUUCACCCUUCACUCCUACAAUACAGAUACUGGUAUAGUUGUAGAUAUAGGAGAGAGGAUGGAAAUAGUUCCUAUAGUAUCCGGAUAUAAGGUUCAGUCUGGGCUCUCCAGGGCUGCAACAGGAGGGAUGGAGAUGUGUAAUCAUAUGACUCAGGCCCUGCUUGGACGGAACUAUUCUCUCACAGCUCAUCUAGAUACUUACAUUGUGAGACAGGUUGUAGAGAGGCUGUGUUAUGUGUCAAGAAGCUUUGAAACUGAGAUGGAGAACUUUAAAGGAGAAGAGAAGUCCUUGAACCUAAGUGAAGGGAGCAGGAUAUCUUCGGUUACACUAGGUCCAGAAAGAUUUCAGAUAACAGAAGGAAUAUUUAAACCUGAAGGCUGGGGGCUGGACCAGGACGGAGUACACUUACUGGUAAAGAAAGCCAUCUCCGAGUGCAGUGUUGAUGUGAGGAAGCAGGUUUCUCAGUCUAUAUUCCUGGGUGGAGGACUAACUCUAGUUCCUGGGUUCAAACAUAGGCUGGAGCUAGAGCUAACCAAACUACUUCCGGUUCGUCCUCGAGUCCAUGCGUCUCCGUAUAGGUACCACGCGGCAUUUCUUGGCGCUUGCGCACAUGCAACUUCUAAGGAUUAUGAGCGUACGAGGAUAACAAGAGCACAGUGGCAGGCGCGUAAUGUUGAUGUAGCUAAAUCCUGGGUUCUUUGAGAAGAAGAAGAAAACUCCUAACAAUUCUUCUUCCAACAUUGUUCAAAUGUUUGAAACUGUUCUGAACCUUGGUUCAAAUAUAAAGUUAAAAUGGCGACUUCAGAGUUGUAAUUAAUUGUUACUUAGUCCUUUCAUUUACUCAUUGUUAAUAAAGGGAAUAUUCCCGGCCUCUUCCUUUACAAGAAAUCCCUCCCCCCCUAAACCCACAAAUUGUUUCCCCCAGAUUUGAGACCUAAAUUAAAAUGUAUAACAUAUGUAUUUUUAAAACUGUAUAAUGUAAUUUUUUUGGCUAUUAAUAUUUACUGGUCAAGGGAUAGUGCAAUACAAACAUAAUUUUUGUGAUAAAAGUAGUUUUAAUUUUAAUAAAAUAAUCUUAAAUUC
Messenger RNA from Eurytemora carolleeae, 4238 nucleotides. RefSeq lists its product as uncharacterized. The record is from RefSeq and is a predicted model, not a curated record. The transcript has 7 exons. The coding region runs from base 156 to 3857 and encodes 1233 amino acids. Lineage: Eukaryota; Metazoa; Arthropoda; Copepoda; Calanoida; Temoridae.